CUACGACCACUGAACAGGCAGUUACCACCACUGAACGCGCUGCUGAACAAGCUGCUACCACCACUAAACAUGCUGCUACCACUACUACACAAGCUAUUACCACCACCACUAAUGAAGUGAUUCCCACUACCACUAAACCUGCUACCACCACAACUACGCAAGAAAUUCCCACCACCACUAUUCAUGCUACCACCACUACUUCACAAGCAAUUCCCACCACUACUAAACCUGCUACCAUUAGAAGACAAAGAUGA
Messenger RNA from Racocetra persica, 254 nucleotides. The record is from the annotation of a GenBank genome assembly. NCBI's taxonomy places the organism in Eukaryota, Fungi, Glomeromycota, Glomeromycetes, Diversisporales, Gigasporaceae.